AUGCCUGCCCGGCAGAGAACGAGAAGCAGUGGUGGUGGUGGGAGCCAUCCAUCCUUGGUGCAGAAGACCGUGAAUCUGGAUGCGGGCAUCCCGACCAUCGACUGCCUCGCCCUCAACCUCAAGGAAACCAAACCUCAAGCCACAAGGUCGGUCGACACCGACACCGACACCUACCUUACACACACACACACACUAUCCCCCCCUUCCUCCCUGCCUCCUGGCUGCGCAUAUCGUUGGCUGGCAUCUGUCAAUCAGGAUGACGGAGGUGCUGCAGCUCGCCCGUCUGCUGCCGCUCGAGCUGCCGGCACAGAUCCCGCCCUCCGCUCUCGGUGGUGGCGAGGAGGCUGACAGCCUGCUCGACAGCCUCCUCGCCUACCGCCUUAGUGUCGAGGACCGGCUGCGCAAGGACAUCGAGGAGCCCCAUCCCGUCUCAACCGACGAGGUGAGUGAGUGACGGAGGGCGGUCAGCCAGCCAGGCAGACAGGCAGGGAGACGGACAGUUAGGUUGGGAGGAAGGCAUUAGUCAUGGCCGCCGUAGAGCAGUAGCACGGUAGCUGUGCUGUGUUUUCGCAUGUACGCUUCCACAUUCCUUACCCCAUCCUCGUCCGUCACCGAUUAGGAGGAUUUCGACUACUUCAAGUGCGACCAGCGCGGCGAUCGCCCCCGCACUGAAGACCAGGUACGGCACACACACACACCACGUUCUUACAUCGAGAGUAGGAGAGGAGAUGCGAUGCGAUGCGUGUAUGUUUCCACACGAACCAUCCCAUUACACACAUACAUGAUGGACAGACAGCCGCAGCUGCUGGGCUCACUCGUCAUUGUGUGGCGGUGUGGGUGGUUGGUUGGUGUGUGUGUGUGUCGUAGAUGAAGAAGGAGGCCCUUCAGGAGGAGUGGGAGAAACUCGUGCAGUCGUACUUCAAGUAUGUCCAUCAGACACAUACAUGCACACACGUGCACACACAUCUCAUCCGUGUGAUCUCUGUCCGUGGUGUGAUGGGUGCAGGACCAUCAAGAAGCUGCGCCAGAUCUGUCCGCCUCCCCCACACAUCAAGGCCGGCGGCAGCAACAAGAGGGCGGCGGCCUUGGUGUGCGGGGGAGGGCCUGCCGAGCACACACGCAGCAAGAAGCGCAGAUUGUGCGCUGCCACGGUUGACGGUGACGGUUGACGGUGUGUGUGGUUGGGGUGGGGGAGAACAGACAGACAGACAAACCCAACCUGCCCGCCUCUCUGGCCACCCGCAGCCGCCACCCCUCCCCCACCACCAUGAGCAGGACUACGACACGGCCGGCCGCCAACAGGUACAUUGUAGCUGGGGGUUUGGAGGGAGGGCCGCACACAUCGAUCUAACACGAGGAUGGGGUGGAUGGACAGCUGGGCCACACUACUCACCUCUCCGUGUGCCGAAUGGAUGUCUUUGCCUGUCUGUCAGGGGAUGAGACGGACGAGGACGGGGAGAGUGAGGGCGAGGGCAAGCCCGGCGAGCAGCAGCAGCAGCAGCCGCCACAGCAGCCCGCCCAGGUGACACAAAGACGCACAGACAGAGCCCACCGUCUCAUGGCCCUUUCUGUCCCUGCCUGCUUUCAGGUCAUCGUUGUCUACAUUUUAUAUUCUGACGGCGAUUGUCUUCAUUGCAAUGCCCCGCAGACCAACAGGAGACGUAAAGACGUUCGUUUAUGUAAAACAGAAAUGCACACAGUCUGUGAGUGGGGUGAUGAUUGGUGGUUGUGAAUGUGUGUCGGUGUGUCUGCAGGCCCACAAGUCGUCUGCCGCCGGUGCGCCUGACGCAAGCGAUGGUACGUGUGUCCUCCCACCCAUCAGACGGACAAACAGCCAGACAGAUGUUUGUCCAUCAGAUGAGGAGCGCCAGAGUUUGAUAGAGGUUCUCAACGACUGAGCGGCCGAGCACAAGGACGACACCAUCACACCCCUGCUCACCCAAGAGGAGGCGGCUGACCCCGACUGGAUGGAGACGGUGCCUGUCCCUCGCCUGCUGGCACUCAUCAAUCAGCUGCUCGAGGCCGCCGGUACGAAUGCCUGCACUCAAAAACACACACAUCACGGGAACCAGCCCACGCCGAGCUCUAAUCUCUUGUAUGCUAUGCCUGUCGAGCAGAGAACAAGAAGCAGAAGGCCGACAAGAAGGAGAAGAAGAGCACCAAGGAGGGCGAGCGUAAGCAGAGAGAAGCGAAACGGUCAUGUAAAUGUGAAUGGUACGGUGAAUGUCGUGUUGCUGUGGAUAUCAGGGGCGUCGGGCGUGUGGGACCGGGUGGAGCCGCCAAUGUCUGAGGGGCCGACACUGGGCCAAGGUAAGCCCACAUUCACACGGCAGGGCGCAGGGAGAGGCGACUCACAUCCAUCCAUCUGUGCGCAUGUGACCUUCGUGGCUCUCUGUCCUUGCUGUCCCUUCAGGGGGCCGCAAGGUCUCAAAGCGGCAGCAGCGGCAGGUACACAACAAUGCGCUCAGCCAUACCCCUACACCCCCCCUCAUCCCAUGGUCCUUGUUUUGUUCUUUCCUGCUCCUCAGGACGCAGAGGGCCACCGGGGGGGCGGGGGAGGGGACAGCAGCCCGGCGAGCCACGCCUCGCCAGGCCACCGUGACGGCCGUGGCGGCCGACCUGCUGGGCGUGGCCGAGGUGUGGGGGGCGCUUGGGGUGGGCCUGGCCGACAGUAAUCGAACGCUUCCAUUCUUCUCUCACAGUGAGCGGACACACACACGUCCGCCACACCACGCGCUGCACACGCACAUAUACAUAUGUAUAUCGUCUCAUGUAUGUAAUGGUGUGUGUCCUCCUUCUGUGUGCCUCGGUUUUGCUCGUCACAUAGACACUCAGGGAUUCUGAAGCGCAGACGACCAGACGACAGGUUGGCAGAGACGACAGAGACAGACACGACAGGGGAUCCCUCAGCACUCCUCUCUCUCCUUUGCCCUUUUCUGCGCUUCUAGGAGAGGGACUCCGCAAAAAUCGUUGCCUACAUUUUAUAUUCUGAUGGCAAGUGGACUCACUCGUUGCGCAGCUGCAGGCCACCAAAGAAGAGGUAGUGGUGUGGCGCGGUCUUCCAGGAGGCUGGUGGACAUGUCAUCACAGAGAGUAGGUCCACGCACUGAAGAUGUGCGAGCCACGUGCGUCUGUCCGUGUCUCAUCAAGCCGCACGAUGGUUGAGGCGUGCUGUUGCUGUGGACGGCAGAAGCCUCUCCGCCGCCCUCAGGCGACGACAGAGCGGCACCAGCAGCCCCACCAACAGGAGGGAGAAGGCGGCCUCGGGCUGGGGGGUGAGAUCUAAGACGAGGAUGGGGUGGAUGGACAGCUGGGCCACGCUACUGACCUCUUCGUGUGUGCUGAAUGGAUGCCUUUGCGUGUCUGUCAGGGGAUGACACGGACGAGGACGGUGAGAGUGAGGGCGAGGGCAAGCCCGGCGAGCAGCAGCAGCAGCAGCAGCAGCCGCCACAGCAGCCCGCCCAGGUGACACAAAGACGCACAGACAGAGCCCACCGUCUCAUGGGCCUUUCUGUCCUUGCCUGCUUUCAGCUGUCAUCGUUGUCUACAUUUUAUAUUCUGACGGCGAUUGUCUUCAUUGCAAUGCCCCGCACACCAACAGGACACGUAGGCAAAGCAAUGAGCAAUACGGGCAAGGGAAGUCUGUGUGUGCCUUGCAGGUAUCAUUCAGACGCGACACCGUCAUCGAGUCACUUUCGCUUAAUCUGGGCCACCUGAGACCCAAUCGUCGUGGAUGA
Molecule: messenger RNA, 3737 nt
Organism: Vitrella brassicaformis
Lineage: Eukaryota; Vitrellaceae
Source: the annotation of a GenBank genome assembly